Messenger RNA from Mycena citricolor, 849 nucleotides. NCBI's taxonomy places the organism in Eukaryota, Fungi, Basidiomycota, Agaricomycetes, Agaricales, Mycenaceae. The record is from the annotation of a GenBank genome assembly.
AUGCCGUCCCACAUCGACUGCUACCUCGACUGUGGUGCGCCGUUCUUUUGCCCCGAUCAACAUCCAUUACAACGACCGCCAGCUUCCUUAUACAGCUUCUUCGCGUUUCUCCAUCUAUGCAAGAUCCGGCCACAGCUUGCCUCACACGGUGUCUCUUUCGAGUGCGUCGCCAGUGUCGUCGUUCUCAUCCAAUCCCUCUCAGGCAACGAGCCGCCGUGGACGCUUCCCGCGAAGGCGGCGUAUAUGGAGCUCGACAUCGCGCGCACGGCUCGGUACCACGGUGUCUCUGGCGUUGCGCAGCCUGCGUUCUUUCCCGCGUCUACAGUCAUGGCCCAGCGGAUCCUAUGCUACGUGAAAGCGACCUUCCCCCAACCCGCCUUCGAGCAGACCUUGCUGUCGUUCUUCCGCUCGCUCUGGGUGCUUCCGCAUGCCGAUAUCUCGAAACCCGACGUCGUUCGAGGCGUGUUGGACGAAUUGAACCUUUACUCGGACGCGCAAGUCGACGCGAUAUUGACGGCGCCGGCCCAGAAAGAAUGGAAGGACUGUCUCACGAGCAAUACACGCAGAGUCGUCGAGCUCGGGGCUUUCGGAGCGCCGUGGAUGUGGGUGCAGGACGGCAACGGGAAGGAGGAGCCCUUCUUCGGGAGCGACAGAUUCCACUUCAUCUGGGAGUUUCUCGGUCUUCCCUGGCAAGAGUCGGGUCUCUUAACGCCUACCUCCAAGUUGUAGGUUUUUGUCUCUUACGGUAGUGGACGUGUCGGUAUGGGCGGUAUCACGAUGGAUGAAAGUAGUCAAUGUUAGCCCGACAUGUAUAUCGAAAGAUGCGGAGUCUAAGCUAGCUACUUGAAU